Entrophospora candida is the source of this 1464-nucleotide messenger RNA. The record is from the annotation of a GenBank genome assembly. NCBI's taxonomy places the organism in Eukaryota, Fungi, Glomeromycota, Glomeromycetes, Entrophosporales, Entrophosporaceae.
AUGUCUUUUGAUCCAUUUUUUGUUUCAACAACGAAUAAAAAACGCAAAAAUAACAAAACUAAUAACAUUAAAUUUAAUAAGAAAAAUAAAGGUAAAGGUAAUAUCGUUAGCAAUGAUGGUAGUAGUAGUAAUGACGAUGACGACGAAAUUGGAACUGCCGAAGAAGAUAAGAUUAGAGACAUUGCAGAGAAAAGAAGACAGAUUGAUCGAGAUUUGAUUGCCGCACGAUUAAGAGAUGAUGCGUUGGAUAGAGCGGGCCGAUUACAUCAUCUUGUGGCUGACAAAUUUGAUUUCUCGUCAGUUGCAUUGCAUUCAACAGCCAAAAUCAAAUCCGGUCGUCAUGAUUUAUCAGUUACUUGUUUAGCAGUCCCUGAGUCAGGUCAAUACUUUUACACCGCCUCAAAAGAUCAUUCAAUAAUAAAAUGGGAUUUAGCAACUGGGAAGAAAUUGCACGUAUUUCCUGGUGGUAGAAAAGAAAUUAAAAAUUUUGAUGGUCAUACUAAACAUAUUUUGUCAUUAGCAAUAAGUUCCGAUGAAAAUUAUUUGGCUAGUGGUGGUGCAGACAAAAAGAUCAAUAUUUGGUCAGUUAAGGAAAAUAAAUUUAUAAAAUGUUUAUUACAACAUAAAGAUUCUGGGCUUGUAUUUCGUAAAGGUCACAAUCAACUAUACAGCGCUUCCUUCGAUCGUACCAUCAAAUUAUGGGAUAUUGAUCAAUUGGGCUUCAUAGAAACAUUGUUUGGACAUCAAGAUCAAAUAAUGUCAAUAGAUACUAUUUCAAAAGAACGAUGCAUCACUGCUGGUGCUCGUGAUCGUACAUGUAGACUUUGGAAGAUUGUUGAGCAAACACAAUUGGUUUUCAGAGGUGAUACAAAAGGAGCAAAUUUCACUCCUACUACACCUACAUCUAUUACACAAAACCAAAAAGAAAAUGGAGGAGGAGGAGGUAUUGAUGUGGUGGCGAUGAUAGAUGAAGAUAAUUUUCUUAGUGGUGGUGACAGUGGUGAUGUUUAUUGGAUCACAGCGUUAACAACUAUUAGGCAUUCUGAUUUAUUUGCAUCUGGCUCAUGGGAUGGAUAUAUUAGAUUUUGGAAGUUGGUUAAUAAUAUUCGCUCAUUUGUUCCACUUGCCAAGAUACCAAUACUGGGAUUUAUUAAUUGUUUACAUUUUAUUACACCAACUAUAAAAAAAUCAAAAAAUUUAUUAUUAGCUAAUAAGAUGGAUGGUGAUGAUAAAAAUGGAGUUGAUGGUGAAGGUGUUAUGGACAUUGAAGAUAUAAAUGAUAAUAAUGAUGUCAAGGAAAAAAAUGGUGAAUAUGAGGAUGAGAUGACAAAAAUGAUUACUACAACUAAAGGCAAAACUUAUAUUUUAGCUGGUGUUGGACAAGAACAUAAAUUAGGUAGAUGGUUAAGAUUGAAAAAGGCUAGGAAUGGUUGGAAAUUAGUUGAACUUGAUGUUAAAAAAUAA